GGUGUGAAGGCCGUGUUUUUAUAAGUCAUGCAUUCUUAUCUUUCAGCGUUUGCUCAGAACAUCACUAUGAUCAGAUUUGCAAAAUAAUGUGACACUUUAAUCUCACAACUCUCACCAGUCUUUAAAGAAUAACAUUGUUUGAUGAGCAUAAAGUGCUUAAUCUUGAUCGUUUCUACUGACUGACAACUAUUUUUUCCUUGUUCAAUAGAGAUGGAACAACUCCUUUUAACAAUUCGAUUCAUAUCAUAAAUCGUGGUCGACGAUAUGAUUAAUAUUGAUUGAUUUUGAACGACCGAUUCACUUGAUCCAGGACAUCUUUAGACAGGAUUCAACCAGAUUCCUUGUAUUUUUUUUGCAAGAAAAUCAAGUCCAAGUUAAAUAUGUGUGCAAUCAAACAAAUAAUCAAGAGUAAUUGAUUAAUCUAUUAAAAUUUUAUGCCAUGCUGACAUAUAUAGCUACCGCCACACAAAGGGGAGGCAUCACAAUCUACAAGAUUCGCUGUCAUCACCCAAUUUUGGGGAAAAAUCAUUGGCGCAGUCAUGAAUGCAGACAGCAGCAAUCUGGAGGCCAUCAAUUAGGUGAGGAAAAUGUCAUUAGGACAAUGAGCAGCCACAGGGCAACGACAUUUGGCAACAGCUCUGACUGGAUGAUGUGUUAAUGACUUCGUAUCAAGUGUCACCGGCUGGCAACCGCCUUGUAGCUUAGGGCAAUGUUCCCUGCACACUCGCGCAAACGCGCACUAAUCCCACAUUAAAAAAAAAAAUGCAUACUACUUACGGACUAUUUAUAUCUAAAAAAAAAGUCUAUAAGUCAAAGAAAAUCUCUGGUAAACAUGCCUAGGUUGGCACAAGGGUUACAGAGGAAAUCAAACUUUACUUAAAUUUAUUUGAUAAUGAUUAAAGAAACAAAUGUAAUACUGCAAAAACAUGUUUUUGAUUAAGAUCAAGUACUCUGUUAAGAAGAUGGCAUCAACUUCUUUUCCUUUCUCUUUAUUUUCUAAUCAAUUAAUUACUCGAUGAAAGUGUUUUAUAGUAAUAUUCCAUUAAUUUUAAUGCUUGAGAUAAACCUAUAAAUCAUAUCAAACAUAAUACUCCAUGAUAGAACCAAAUAACUUUAAAAAUUAUGCUGUAAAACUGUUAAAAAAUCCUGAAACCAAAGGAAGAAAUACAAAAAAAAUAGAUAUGAGAAAAAGGAGAUUAUAAGUAAGCUUUGAUAUUCUGACUUUAGACAAUUAACUUAAACCUAAAUAACAAUCUGAAACAUACCGUCACGUAGCUCUGUAAGGUUUUUAGUGGCCUCUGCAGGAAAUAAACGGAACUGCAUGUUGACAAAACAAUAAUUUGCUAGUUUUCAGAACAUUUUGAGACACCCCUUCCGCAAAAUGGAAUAAAUGUUAAAGGACAAAUCCAGUUAAGUGGUAAACAAAAGUUCAGGAACUAAAACUAGUAAAAAAUAAAAAUAAAAAAAGUAGAGAAAAUAUUUGUUUAUGAUUCUAUCUUUAAUUUAAAUUUUAAAUAUUAGGCUGAUUAAAAUAAGCUGAAAUCUACUAUAACUUUAAUAUUAUUUCCAUUUUUCUCUAAAAAAAACCUGGUGUGUUUUUAAUAACAGGGCAUGAUAUUUACAUUCCCUUGUAUGACCACAAGAUGGCAGUAACACUCUUUUGAUGUGGGAUCUUUCUUUAUAUUUGUUUUUUUUUUUUUAUUAUUAAUUCUCAUUCCAGUUCCAUUUUAAUUGAACUCAUAAUUUAACCCAGUAUGAUUUUAGAAAUAAGAAUAAAUGUGAAGACUCAGUUAUGAUUUACUAAGGUUUGUGAGGUGAGGAUCUGAGUGAGGAGGGGCUGAUAUCCUCCACUUCUAAAGGGGGGAGACCCCUCAAUCUGACAGAAAGCAGCAGCACACAGACAGUCGCUUUGUCCUGCCGUGUGGAUUUACCAGUUGGAAAUGGAUUGUCUAAAGUUCCCUAAGCCUGGAUGAACUCAUACGGAGGAGAACUGCUGGAAUGUGUGCAGGACAAAGAUGUUUCCCUGUUGCUGCUUUGUUUGUACUCUUCUGAGAGGAACCUUUUGUCUGCUGCUUCUUGUUCCACACAAAACGUACGGCAGCUUCAUCAAGACGCCAUCCCCUCACCUCUACAGAAACCAAGAGGCUUCCUUACAGAGAAACUGGAUGUUCGACGCCACACAUGUGACCCAUAGUUCCAAACUAGCCACGACAGAAUCCAAACAGAGCUUUGGCGCAUGGAGCUCACACUCCAACCCAUCCACAAAGACGAAGCAUCAACCCAGCUCGAAACUUCAUGGAAUGUCAAAACUCUCCAGGACAUUAAACUGGGGGGACUUUUAUUCCAACAUCAAGACGGUCAAACUGAAUUUGCUGAUAAUAGGAAAGAUUGUGGAUCACGGCAACGGCUCUCUGGGCGUCUACUUCCGUCACAACUCCACAGGCGUGGGCAACGUGUCCGUCAGCCUGGUCCCACCCUUAAAAGAGGUGGAGUUCGACCUGGAGCGCCAAAGCGUGGUCAACCCCAAGGACUCAAAGACAUUCAACUGCAGAGUGGACUUUGAGAAGACGGAGAGCAGCAAGAAGGUGAUGCUGUGCAACUACGACCCGUCAAAGACCUGCGAUCAGGAGCAAACGCAGAGCCAUGUGACCUGGAUGUGCUCCAAACCUUUCCAGGUGAUCUGUGUCUACGUGUCUUUCUACGGCACAGACUACAGGCUGGUUCAGAAAGUCUGUCCCGACUACAGAUCCCAGAGUCCAGCCUUCCUGCCAACUGGAUAGACGCAAGCUGAAGACCUCCAACGAGAAGGAUGAAUCAACUUUCAGUCUUUAAUGAGAGACUUUUGAUGAAACUGAAUAACUUUUUUUUUAGUUGAACAUAUUGCUUGCUGUUCACUUAAGCUUGAACCAUAUUUGUGAAAAUCGUGUUAAAACAUAAAAUAAAGUGACACUAGAUUAAAAGUGUUUUUUUAUUCGUUAGGAUAGUUCACUUAUUCAAACUUUAUAUUUCACUAAUUUUAAGCAUCUGUAUCAACGUUUGGUACAACACUUUUUACAGCUACUUUAAGAAAACGGUGGCUGAGAAGGUACAGAAAUGAGUGUUUAUGACAUACAGAGUGUCCAGACAGACGGACUACCUGCCCAGGGUAAGUGUACCCUUCCUUCACCCAUCAGUACUCAGGUUAGGCUCCGGCAGACCCCGAAAAAGACAGAAUGGUUAAGAAG
Oryzias melastigma (Indian medaka) is the source of this 3224-nucleotide messenger RNA. RefSeq names its product neurexophilin-1. Gene Ontology annotation, molecular function: signaling receptor binding. Lineage: Eukaryota; Metazoa; Chordata; Actinopteri; Beloniformes; Adrianichthyidae. The transcript has 2 exons. The coding region runs from base 2016 to 2780 and encodes 254 amino acids. The record is from RefSeq and is a predicted model, not a curated record.